Molecule: messenger RNA, 711 nt
Organism: Colletotrichum gloeosporioides
Lineage: Eukaryota; Fungi; Ascomycota; Sordariomycetes; Glomerellales; Glomerellaceae
Exons: 2
Coding region: 1-711 (236 amino acids)
Source: RefSeq, a predicted model, not a curated record
AUGCCUCCGAAGAAACAGCCGCAGAAACCCCCGCAGGCGCCGUUGAUGGCGGAAGGCCUCGACGAUGAAAUGUUGCAAGACAUCUUCGCGUCAGACCAGGAUAUGUACCCCGCGCCGCUCACCUUGGAUCGCCUCCGGAGCUGGACGGAUGCAGCACCAGAGCUUGCCUCAUGCUUCUGGUUCACCGCCGUCAGAAGCGAGUGGAUGUCGUGGCCGUUGGCCGGCACAAUCAUCGCUCUCCCUGUCCUCUCCUCAUUCUGGCGCGAUUUGCUGGUCGGUAAGCUCAAGGAGACAGACAUUGAUCCUGCGACCAUGUUCCCCCGCGAUAGCGACCAAGGCGUAGAGGUUGGGCUGCAUGUAUUCCAUAUCGAGAGGACCGAUGAUCCCCAGACUGAGAUGAGGAUGGCUGGGUUCGGAAGAUUCGCGAUGAACUCUGUCGUCGAGGCUGCGGCGGAGAAAGGGUGGAAGGUAAUCGGCCAGUCGGCACUUACGGCUACAAUGGACGGAAGACGUUUCUUUGAAAAGAUCGGGUUCGUGCCAACAGGCUACGAGGAGUACUGGGUUGAAUCUGGGUCAUCAUCAGGUGUUCAACUCGUGACUGUGUCCGCGGAUACCGCGUCCGAAACAGAGAUCCCAGAGAAAGAAACCAUCAAGGGACACGCGACGAUGAUGGCGACAACAAACCAUCUGCUGUCGGCAGAUGCUGCUUAG